AGCUUAAAACGAAAAGCACGUUAUUACAAAACGAAACGGUUUUUAUUUUUCGGAAAUUUUUCUCUGUGUGUAUUUUAUUAAAAACUACGAAAACUAAUGGUCAACUGCAAUUGGGUCAUAUAGAAAUAUAUCAAAAAAAAUAGUAUUUGUAAUCAAACAUAUUUGUUAUGGUGGCAUUAAAAGUUAUCGAGAUUAAUUACAGGCGAUAGAUAAUACCCAAGCAAAAGUUUAAUUUCAAACAUAUAAAGAGUGAGAGUAAAAGAAAGCUGAAAUAAUGGAAAAAAGUGUUAAAAGAAAUGUUUGUGUGUUUUAAAAAGAAUAAUUAGAAGAAUUAAAAUUCAAUGGAAUUUUUGCCAUUACAAUUGAAUUGUGUUUUACAAACAACAUAUUCAGUGUUUUAAAUUGUUUUUAACGAAAUUUGUAAAAUAGUAAAUAAAAAAGCAAAAAAAAACAUCAUGUUUAAAGUAUUUCAUUGGUCCCUUAUGGGGGCUGGCCUUGGUCUUUUGGUAUCAAUGUUGGGUUUUUAUUGCGGCUGGUUCCUGUUCCCAACAAUGAUUCAUAAGAAAGUCGAAGAGAGUGUCAUAAUAGCCGAUGGUUCCGAGCAGUACAAACGUUUCAUACAAACACCACAACCUUUAACAUUUAAGGUUUAUAUAUUUAAUGUAACAAAUCCCCACAAGGUACAACAGGGUGCCUUACCAAUUGUUAAAGAAAUAGGACCCUAUGUUUACAAACAAUAUAGAGCGAAAAAAGUGAAACAUUUUUCACAUGAUGGUUCAAAAAUUACAUUUGUUCAAGAUCAAUUGUAUACUUUUGACGCAGAGGCAUCGGCUCCGUUUAAGGAGAGUGAUCAUAUAGUGGCUUUGAAUAUGCACAUGAAUGCAUUUUUACAAGUAUUCGAAAGAGAAAUCACAGACAUUUUACAGGGUUUUGCCAAUAGAAUAAAUUCACGCCUGAAUAGAACGCCAGGCGUACGAGUAUUGAAACGUUUAAUGGAUCGUAUUCGUGGGAAACGUAAAUCCGUAUUGCAAAUUGGGGAAAAUGAUCCCAGUUUGGCUUUGCUAUUGGUGCAUUUGAAUGCCAAUUUGAAGGCCAUUUUCAAUGAUCCUAAAACUAUGUUUGUGCACACCACAGUCAAGGAGUAUUUGUUCGAUGGUGUGAGAUUUUGUAUUAAUCCUCAGGGAUUAGCCAAGGCCAUUUGUAAUCAAAUCAAAGAUGGUGGUUCCAAGACUAUACGUGAACUUAAAGAUGGCAGUUUGGCCUUCUCAUUUUUCAAUCAUAAAAACGGCACCGGUCACGAUGUCUAUGAGGUCCACACUGGCAAAGGUGAUGCUAUGAGAGUUUUAGAAAUACAAAAACUUGAUGAUAACCAUCAUCUACAAGUCUGGUUGAAUUCCAGUGACAACAAUGGCACCUCAAAAUGCAAUCAAAUCAAUGGCACCGAUGCCUCCAUGUAUCCACCUUUUCGCCAGAAAGGUGAUUCCAUGUAUAUCUUUAGUGCCGAUAUCUGUCGUUCCGUUCAAUUGUUCUAUCAAAAGGAGAUCAUGUACAAAGGUAUACCCGGCUAUCGUUAUUCGAUUGGCGAGAAUUUUGUUAAUGACAUUGGCCCCGAACAUGAUAAUGAAUGUUUUUGUGUGGAUAAAUUGACGAAUAUUAUUAAGCGUAAAAAUGGUUGCCUCUAUGCUGGUGCCUUGGACUUGACAACCUGUCUGGAUGCCCCGGUAAUUUUGACUUUGCCCCACAUGUUAGGAGCCUCUAAUGAAUAUACGAAAACUAUAAGAGGACUAAAUCCGGAUGCCCAAAAACACCAGACAUUUGUAGAUGUACAACAUCUUACUGGCGUGCCACUUCAGGGUGGCAAACGUGUUCAGUUUAAUAUGUUUCUGAAGAGUAUUAAUCGUAUAACGAUUACGGAAAAUCUAACAACAGUUCUAAUGCCCGCCAUUUGGGUGGAAGAGGGUAUCGAAUUGAAUGGAGAAAUGGUGACAUUUUUCAAGAAACGUCUCAUCAACACUUUGAAAACGUUGAAUGUUGUGCAGUGGGCUGCUUUGUUCGGUGGCAUUGGUGUGGCUGCUAUUUGUUUAAUUUAUUAUGUGGUGCAAAGUCGAAAACCGGCUGCCGUGGUGGAGGCACCUUUAAAAUAAAUUAAAGAAUA
Molecule: messenger RNA, 2155 nt
Organism: Lucilia sericata (common green bottle fly)
Lineage: Eukaryota; Metazoa; Arthropoda; Insecta; Diptera; Calliphoridae
Gene: Snmp2
Product: sensory neuron membrane protein 2
Exons: 10
Coding region: 456-2144 (562 amino acids)
Cellular component (GO): membrane; cytoplasm
Molecular function (GO): scavenger receptor activity
Source: RefSeq, a predicted model, not a curated record